AUGGCGCGAGGUUUUGCACCUAAAGCGGAAGGGACGGCCAUUUUACUGAUAUAUCUGCGACGGGGGCGGUUCAGGGAUACCGGGCCAUCGGCACGGACGAGUCAUCGGCACCUCGGCUUCCCCCGACUACGAACACAUGCCCUGGCCGCUCCCAUCCUAGCCCGGCCGAGAGAGGCUAGGAGCCUAGGACCAACCAAGCUCCACUACGCCAGCCAACCAUCCCAUCUCAUCUCACGCUCGCGACCGGCUGGGCACACUUUACCCGUUACUUGA
This is a messenger RNA of Colletotrichum orchidophilum, 273 nucleotides long. RefSeq lists its product as uncharacterized. NCBI's taxonomy places the organism in Eukaryota, Fungi, Ascomycota, Sordariomycetes, Glomerellales, Glomerellaceae. The transcript has a single exon. Bases 1 to 273 code for a protein of 90 amino acids. The record is from RefSeq and is a predicted model, not a curated record.